Molecule: messenger RNA, 2379 nt
Organism: Knipowitschia caucasica
Lineage: Eukaryota; Metazoa; Chordata; Actinopteri; Gobiiformes; Gobiidae
Source: the annotation of a GenBank genome assembly
AUGUUUCGCUUUCAGUCCCUGGAUGAUGACUGUACGCUGGAGGAGGAGGAUGAUGGACAGGUAGAGGAGGAAGAUGAGAUCGAUCAGUUCAACGACGACACGUUUGGAGCAGGGGCCAUCGAAGAUGACGGCUGGCAGGAGGAGCACAAGCGGCUGGCGGGGCUGGAUGAGGAGCCUGGACCUGGACUCCCGGCACUGGGGGGAAACGGACCAGCUCCCCCAGCCUCCUCCCUCAACUUCACGUCUUCCACUGGUUUUAGUCGCUCAGAUGCAGAGGAGAGAGCAGGAGGCGGAGGAGGAGAACUGGCCGAGUCGUUGGCGCGGCUCAUCCUGGACGCAGACCCGGCCAUCGCUGGCGUGGGAGCAGCCGAGAGACCACAGCUGCCUCUGUCCGGGCUCCAGGGUCUAGACCGGUCCAGAGUCCUGCCCUCACACAUCCCAAACCAGCUCCCCUCCCACCCACACCUGCCCCCCGGACCCUCCACGUCUGGUCUCCCUCCUGGUCCAGCUUCACUACUUGGCUACCAACAACAACAGCAGCAACAGCAGCAGCAGCACCUGAUGCGCAGAGGGACGUCUCCCAUGGGACAGAUUAAUUCUCAUAGUAUCUGGGAGAACAACAUGGGCUUCGGACCAGUCAGCGUCACCCCGGGACUGCUUACUCACAUGGAGGACAGUCCUCUCAUGUCCAUCAUCAAAGAGGUGGGUUUGCCCAAAAGACCUCAGAACCGCGACGAAGCCAGAGACCUGUCGGAGAGAGCCCCGCCCCCUCGCUCAUCCUCACCUGUGAUUGGCUCUCCCCCAGUGAGGGCGGUGCCAAUCGGGACUCCGCCCAAACAACCAAUGAGCCACAGCCUCAACCACCAGAUCCACCACCCCACCGCGGUCCACGUCCGUGCCCCGGUGCCGCACAGAUACCCCCCUCCUCCUUUCCCCGAGCGCCUCUCUCCAAACACCCUCCUCAACAUAGCAAACUCUCCUUUGUGUCGAGGUCCGUUUCCUCCUGGAGUCUUGUCCCAGAUCCAGAGGGCGCAGAUGCUCAACUCUCAGGUGGCUGGUUUCCCCCGCGGCGGCCCUCCUCCCAUGAUGCCCGGCGGUGGCUUCAGGCCGUUCUUCGCCGGUCCUCCUCCUCCUCACGGACACAGGAUGGGACCGCCCCCUCCUCACGGACCCAUGAACAUGCCUCCCCCCAUGCGCCACAACACCACACACCUGCACCCACAGCACCGCCGGCUGCUCACCCAGCGCAUGCAGAGCCGCGGCGGGUGUCGGCCUGGACUGGACCGGCGCAGCAGAGACCCCUACAGUAACCUGAUGACCAUGAAGGAGAAGGAGUGGGUCACCAAGAUCCAGAUGAUGCAGCUGCAGAGCACUGACCCCUAUCUGGACGACUACUACUACCAGAACUACUAUGAAAAGAUGGAGAAACGUCAGGAGAAGGAACGAGACAGCAGCAGCAAGAAGGAGCACACAACCAAACUCAUCACACCCCAAGUGGCAAAAGUGGAGCACACGUACAGACCGGUCCAGUUUGCAGGAUCUUUGGGGAAACUCACAGUCUCCAGCGUCAACAACCCUCGAAAGAUGAUCGACGCCGUGGUAACGACCCGUUCUGAUGACGAGGAAAAGCGAGAGAAGCAGGUUUGGAACAAGAGGCGACAGAUCCUCUACACAGUGGAGAAGAUGUACAGUUUGCUGCUGGAGGUGCAGGACUUUGAGAAGCGGUUUCUGUUGACGCCCGACGAGGAAAGAGAAGCGCUGAUCGAACAACACAAAACCAACACAGUUCAGCUCUGCAACUGUCUGCGGGAGAAAGAGUGGGACGACAAGGUGAGCGACGAGCAGUUGGUGAUGAUCAUGUCGGUGCGAAAGGGGAAGCGACUGAUCUCCAGACUCCUCCCCCUCCUGCCCGGUGUCCUGGCAACCGCCGUUCUCAUGGCGAUGGCCCGAAACCUACCGACUCUCGCCAAAAAGGACAAACCGGACCAGGUGCUGUGCUGGUUAGUGGAACCGGUCUCUGCUGUGGUCCAGUCCAUGUCCAGCUCGGCGCUCACGGAUCUGCUACAGGAGCUCCAGACCCCCGAGGGCCAGCUAGCAUCAGUGCUACACAACAAGUUUGGAGUGACGCUGCUGUAUCUGAUCCUGAGCGAAGGGGAGCGGAUGCAGAGCUCGGACCCCAACUGUCAGCUCAUGGACGACAAUCGAUGGACUGAGCUGGUGUUCUCGGUGACUCGGGAGCUGCUGUCGGUCCCUUCUGCUUCUCUCUCUCCUCCGUUGUUCACGCCUCCAAACCUCCUGUCGCUUUUCUCUCGUUACGUCGACCGACAGCGACUGGAGUUGUUACAGGACAAGCUACAGAUCUCUGCUUUGUCGAGGUAG